GCCGUUGAAAUUGUUUGCUCCAGUCGUUCAGUUUGAAGAGGACAUAGCAAGUGUACACAAGUUUGUUACCUUGAGUGUGUUCAUGUUGUAUGAUAAGUGUCCCCGCGUUAUGUGGCCCCAAACAGUUAUCAUGUAAACGCGUUUUUCUGUUAAUCGAAUCGAUCAAGUCGCCUGCCCUAUUGUUAUUUCUCAAGGAUCGCGUAUCCUCAGGUAGUGAGGACCUGGCUAGUUUUUUCCGUCGUGUCAAAUAAAACGUUUCAAAUUUUUGCGAUUUAGUGUGUGUUAAGGACUUUUGGAGCGAAAUGCUGGGAUUUAGUACUUCACGCGACGGCCUUCUGCAGCUGUCGGAGGAACAGCUGGCGGCCGUUGUGCACAAGGAGCCGAUUUUGGACCAUUACGGGGUGGAUAAGACACCACUUGGCAGGGGCAAAUACGCGACGGUGUGUCGCGCCGUCCACAAGGAGACUGGUGUCGAAUACGCGGCGAAAUUCGUGAAGAAACGCCGCCGUAACCAGGACCAGAUGAAGGAGAUCAUCCACGAGAUUGCCGUUUUAAUGCAGUGCUCGUCGACGAAUCGCGUGAUUCGUCUGCACGAGGUCUACGAAUCGGCCACGGAGAUGGUGUUGGUGCUGGAAUUGGCCGCCGGCGGCGAGCUCCAGCACAUCCUCGACGGCGGCCAGUGUCUGGGCGAGGCGGAGGCGCGCAAAGCCAUGAAGCAGAUCCUGGACGGAGUGUCGUUUCUCCACGAAAGGAACAUCGUUCAUUUGGACUUAAAACCGCAGAAUUUACUGCUCUCGAUCGAGGAUAACUGUGAUGAUAUCAAGCUCUGUGAUUUCGGCAUAUCGAAGGUUUUGGAGCCCGGCGUUAAAGUACGGGAGAUUAUAGGUACUGUAGAUUAUGUAGCGCCGGAAGUGCUUAGUUACGACCCGAUCUGUCUGUCGACUGAUAUUUGGUCGAUUGGAGUUUUGGCGUAUGUGCUUUUGUCGGGCUAUACGCCGUUUGGGGCCGACGAUAAGCAACAGACUUUUCUUAAUAUAUCAAAGUGUGCCUUAUCUUUCGAGCCAGACCAUUUCGAGGAUGUUUCCUCGCCGGCUAUAGACUUUAUCAAGAGUGCCUUGGUCACGGAUCCCAGGAAGCGUCCGACCGUCCACGAGCUGUUGGAGCACCCGUGGAUUUCGCUGAAGUGCCCCCUCCUGCCGGCGCUGCCGCUGAAGCCUUCGGAGUCCGUUCCGUCGAUAAAAAGCAUCUCGGAGACGCCGAAAUCGCAGCGGAAAACAUUUUGCUCAGACGCUUUAAGCGGAAGCUUAAGUACGUUCACGGUAUCGAGUAACUGCCUUUGUCCGCAAUGUGGAACGGCUUGCCGUCAUCUGACACACACACCAGUGCCCAAAACCGCUAUCACCGUCGAUAGAGGCAUUCUAUGUUAGCCAAAGUUACUUUGUUUGUGCCCGAAGAGGUUGCGAAACAAGCCGAUUGUUUCAUGUGCUUGGGUUAUGUACAUUUGUUUAGUUUAAGUUACGAUAAUUUAUGUUUUAUUGCUUCUUUUUUGUUUAUGGUUAGUGUACCUAAAUAAAGUAUUCUUUUUUGUUGUGUAUA
This is a messenger RNA of Tribolium castaneum (red flour beetle), 1596 nucleotides long. RefSeq names its product death-associated protein kinase-like. Gene Ontology annotation, cellular component: nucleus. The transcript has 4 exons. The coding region runs from base 303 to 1427 and encodes 374 amino acids. The record is from RefSeq and is a predicted model, not a curated record. Gene Ontology annotation, biological process: positive regulation of apoptotic process; protein phosphorylation; intracellular signal transduction. Gene Ontology annotation, molecular function: protein serine/threonine kinase activity; ATP binding. NCBI's taxonomy places the organism in Eukaryota, Metazoa, Arthropoda, Insecta, Coleoptera, Tenebrionidae.